AUGGCCCCCCCACCGCCCUACGCAAUAGCGACUGGCGCCGAAGAUGCGCUGCCAACAUCAACAACACUCGCCGCCGCCGUAGCUGCUGCAGCAACAUCCACCAUGAUUCCCAUCACGAACCCGGCAGCAGCAGAUACCCUCGCUGGUAUCGUCGCCACUGUUGUCUCAUCCGCCGCCGCCGCGACUGCGACCGCUACCAUGAAGGAAGGAGGCGAAUCUGGCGGCAACGGCGAGUGCAGCCUUCUCGGCUCCUUUGCCCUCAUCGUCCAGGCCGCCCUCGGUGGCCUUGCGCUUUUGUCCUUGGUAUACAAGCGGUGGAGGGAACGACCGCAGCGUCCUGUCAAGAUCUGGUUCUUUGACGUAUCGAAGCAGGUGUUUGGCUCGGUUCUGGUGCACAUCGCCAACGUCUUCAUGUCCAUGUUGACGUCAGGUCGCUUCUCCGUCACGCUGGAUCCCGCGACGACGACCAACGUGCGGAGGUUGGUCACGCGCGACGAGGACUACACGCCGAAUCCUUGCUCGUUUUACCUGCUCAAUCUCGCAAUCGAUACAACGAUCGGCAUUCCCAUCCUCAUCGUGCUCCUCCGAAUCCUCACCGGUCUCGCGGCCUACACACCGAUGGGCAAGCCCGCCGAAUCGAUAAAGUCCGGCCACUAUGGCACACCACCAAACGCCUGGUGGUGGUUGAAGCAGUCUACCAUCUACUUCUGCGGCCUGUUUGGCAUGAAGCUCUGUGUUCUCAUCAUCUUCCUCCUGUUGCCGUGGAUCUCGCGUGUCGGCGACUGGGCCUUGCGAUGGACCGAGGGCAACGAGCAACUGCAGAUCUUCUUCGUCAUGAUGUUCUUCCCGCUCAUUAUGAAUGCGCUGCAGUAUUACAUCAUCGACUCCUUCAUCAAGCAGCCCCAGACCGAGCACGAGCGCGUGCCCGACGAAGACCCCGAGUGGAGCUCCAGGCACAGCGGAGUAAGCCCGUACGAUGACAGGGACGAGAGCGAUGAAGAGGCCGACGCGGAUGAUCGUGCGAGUUUGAAAUUGAAGAAGGCAAAGAACGCAGACGACGCGGAGUACGACCCUGACUUCGACGGCGACGCGCCGACAGUGAUUGGAAGCAGCUCGAGCAGGUCCAACCACCAGAGGAAGGACAUCUCGGCGGAACUCUUCCCCAAGGAGUAA
Messenger RNA from Colletotrichum karsti, 1173 nucleotides. RefSeq lists its product as uncharacterized. The record is from RefSeq and is a predicted model, not a curated record. The transcript has 2 exons. NCBI's taxonomy places the organism in Eukaryota, Fungi, Ascomycota, Sordariomycetes, Glomerellales, Glomerellaceae. The coding region runs from base 1 to 1173 and encodes 390 amino acids. Gene Ontology annotation, cellular component: membrane.